This is a messenger RNA of Salvelinus sp. IW2-2015, 2548 nucleotides long. Its product is annotated as ER degradation-enhancing alpha-mannosidase-like protein 1. Gene Ontology annotation, cellular component: endoplasmic reticulum; membrane. Gene Ontology annotation, biological process: mannose trimming involved in glycoprotein ERAD pathway; carbohydrate metabolic process; endoplasmic reticulum mannose trimming. NCBI's taxonomy places the organism in Eukaryota, Metazoa, Chordata, Actinopteri, Salmoniformes, Salmonidae. The record is from RefSeq and is a predicted model, not a curated record. Gene Ontology annotation, molecular function: calcium ion binding; mannosyl-oligosaccharide 1,2-alpha-mannosidase activity.
AUAGCCACAAAGUCAUAAUUAUAGCUUUAACCUAAACCCCGCCUGUUUCUUUAAUAUCUUUUUAAAUCAGAUUUUAACCUUAACCACACUGUUACUAAUCUUAUGCCUAACCUUAAAUUAAGGGAACAUAUCUUAACAAAAUCAUGAAUUGUUACCAUAUAGACAUUUUACAUUGUGGCUGUGGUAACUAAUGACAACCGAGGGGCUGGGUUUGUUGACAGAAAGUGUGGCGCGCUAUCGACUUUGUCAGCCAGCUGAGCCUAGCUGGCUUGUAAGCAAUACACGGAAGACAAAUCAGCCAUUUAUUCAUCAAAGAUUGUCGAUUUGAACUAUGUAUUUUAAGACCGAUCCAGAACAAAGAUGCAAUGGAAGUCGAUACUGGUUGAUCUCGUCGUACUCAGACUGACUUUCAGUUGUCUACUAUGGCUAGCGUUUGGACUGGGACCUAGCUGGGGGUUCAACUUUCCCCUAAAUUUAAAUUUGCACAAAAUACAACUUUUCAAUGAGGAUGAUGGGACAUCCUCAAGUGACAAUUCAUGGUCACAACGAAUACACGGCCAUGGAGACGCACAAAGCAGGACCACUUGUGCCAAACUUGGUGAAGAAGAUUCACCUAAGAAGAAGUCUUACCUUAGCCUCUUUGAAGGGGACAGGGAUGAGUAUGACAGGAGAUAUAGCUCCUUCCCGGACACACUCAAGUUAAAGAUGAAAGGCAUGGCCAAAGACAUGUUCUACUUUGGAUAUGACAACUACAUGAAAUAUGCCUUUCCCGAAGAUGAGCUGAAUCCCAUUGACUGUCAAGGGAGAGGUCCUGACGUUCUCAACCCGUCAAACAUCAACAUCAAUGAUGUCUUGGGAAACUAUUCAUUGACACUCAUUGACACCCUAGACACACUACUGGUGCUGGGGAAUGUGUCGGAGUUCCAUAGAGCUGUGAAGUUGGUGAUAGACACGGUAUCUUUCGACAAGGACUCCACUGUGCAAGUGUUUGAGGCUAACAUCCGGAUCCUGGGUAGUCUGAUCUCUGCUCACAUCCUCCUGACCGACCCCAAGCAUCCCUUCGGUGACGUGGGCCUGGACGAUUAUGACAAUGAGCUACUACACCUGGCCCACGACCUGGCAGUCCGCCUGCUGCCAGCCUUCGAGAACACCAGCACAGGCAUCCCCCACCCCAGGGUGAACCUGAAGAGUGGUGUCUCUCCAGACAGCAUCAAUGAGACUUGCACAUCUGGGGCUGGCUCCCUGCUGGUGGAGUUUGGCAUUCUGAGCCGUCUGAUUGGAGACUCCACGUUUGAGUGGGUGGCCAGACGGGCUGUCCGAGCCCUGUGGAACCUGAGGAGCAACGAGACAGGCUUGCUAGGGAAUGUGGUGAACAUUCAAACGGGACAGUGGGUUGGCAUACAAAGUGGCCUGGGAGCAGGGAUGGACUCCUUCUAUGAGUACCUGCUUAAGUCUUACAUCCUGUUUGGAGAGAAAGAGGACUACCGGAUGUUCCAAGCUUCUUAUGAGAGCAUCCAGAACCACCUGAGAAUGGGGAGGGAGUCAUGUAAUGAGGGAGAAGGGGACCCUCCACUCUACGUCAAUGUGAACAUGUUCAACGGCCAGAUCAUGAACACCUGGAUGGACUCCCUGCAAGCCUUCUUCCCUGGCCUCCUGGUGUUGAAUGGUGAUGUUGAGGAGGCCAUUUGCAUGCAUGCCUUCUACUACGCCAUCUGGAAGCGCUUCGGGGCCCUGCCGGAGAGGUACAACUGGCAGCUACAGGCGCCUGACGUGCUCGUCUACCCCCUGAGGCCAGAACUGGUGGAGUCCACCUAUCUCCUCUACCAGGCAACCAAAAAUCCUUUCUAUUUGCACGUAGGAAUGGAUAUCCUUGAGAGCCUGGAAAAAAAUGCCAAAGUCAGGUGUGGGUAUGCCACUCUUCACCACGUGGUGGACAAGUCCAAAGAGGAUCGCAUGGAGAGCUUCUUUCUCAGCGAGACCUGCAAAUACCUUUACCUGCUGUUUGAUGACGACAACCCCUUGCACAAAUCAGAGAACAAGUACAUCUUCACCACAGAGGGCCAUGUGGUGCCUAUUGACACGCGCUUCCGGGAGAAGCAGUGGAAUGACCUGUUCCCCUGUGAGGAGGGAGUGGUGACAGACCAGGAGACCUCCAACGGGUCAUUUUCUAUCAACAAUAGCAAUUGUGACAGGGUCUCUGAGGAGCGGAGGUACUCCCUGCCUUUGAAGAGUGUGUACAUGAGACAGAUCGAUCACAUGGUGGGACUGUUCUGAGGAGAGAUCACUGCUGUGUCUGUCCUCAGUUUGUAGACUCACUAACUCAGACACAACUUGUUGUGUGAAGAGGACAGAGGGGAAUAGACACUUAUCGUCUCACCUCACCCUGCUCCUCUACCGCUCUGCUGCUCAGGACCAUGGUGGACAAUACUCUCUAGGACCUUUUUUAAAAUAGCAUUUCGAUUUUUUUUUGCAUUAUUGUUUUAGAAUAUGCAUCACUUAGCGUUCAGAAGGGGAAGUUUAUUUUGUAAAGGACAGUCUUUWAAAAAAA